Molecule: messenger RNA, 1351 nt
Organism: Tricharina praecox
Lineage: Eukaryota; Fungi; Ascomycota; Pezizomycetes; Pezizales; Pyronemataceae
Exons: 2
Coding region: 27-926 (299 amino acids)
Source: RefSeq, a predicted model, not a curated record
UUACAGUUCAACACUCCGUCUUCGCAAUGUCCACCGACUCCACCACCACCGGCACCGAACCGCGCGAUGGCACUCCGCCAGCCGCGCCCCAGCCCGAUGCGUCGCAGCUAAGCUCUUAUCCGGCGGGCUACACAUGCCCCCCGUUGACGACGGAGGUGAUGCUCCAGCACGGCGUGGUCGCGCAGCUCCUGUCGGCGCACAUCCAGCGGCUCCGCGAGAAAGCCUUCGCCGCGUUCCCAUACCCGGGCAUCGCGCUAUACCAGUUCAUCGAGUUCUCAGGCGGACUACCCAGCUACCCUCGGCUCGACUCGCUGCUAUCACUUCUGCGCGCCGGCGGAAUCCUCCUCGACGUCGGCUGCGGCAUGGGUUCAGAGCUGCGGUACCUACGCUCGCACUCGGGCAUUCCCGGCGAGCAGCUAUUCGGCGCCGACAUCAAUCCCGCGUUCAUCGAGCUGGGCCACGAGCUGUUUAUGGACUCGCCCGAGAGCACGGGGAUCCGGCAGGGCGCCGCGGAUAUUUUCGAUACGAGGCCGGAGUCGUCGUGGAUUGUGCGGGAGCUGAAGGGGAAGUGUGCUGCCGUCCACGCUGCGAGCUUUUUACAUUUGUUCGAUUGGGCUAGGCAAGUGGAGGCCGCGCUGAGGAUGGUUGGGUUCUUGGAGCGGAAGAAGGGGAAUUUCGUGGUGGGAAGGCUGGCGGGAAGUCGUGCGGCAGGACAGUACCGCCAUGCGCUGGGGGAUGUGUGGCGCCACACACCGGAGAGCUUUGCGGAAAUGUGGAGGGAGGUGGGGACUCGCUCGGGAUUGGCGUUCGACGUCGAAUGCACCGAGCCAGAGAUACUGGUGUUUGAAGCUCCCGAAGGCGAAAAGUGGUCUCUGCCCGCGGAAGAGCAGGCGACGCAGUUCAGGUUUUGUGUUACUGUCGUUUGAGUACCUACAUACUGGCUCGGUGGCGGAUGCGCGCGAGUGCGGAAUCAUCAUGUCAUGAUUGAUCGUUUUACAUGACAGUAACCGUCAUGUCAAAUUCUUUCGGUUCAAAAAACCCGCAGUGUGAACAACUAAAAGCCGGGCCUGACCUCCAUAUGUCUAUCCACAUCCGAUAGCACUUGAAAGUCGAGAGGCCAUCUCGCGUGGCCGACCCGGCCGGAUGCGUGGAUACUCGGAUGUCGGAUGUCUGGGUUCAACUAGAGUUGCGUCCGCUUGAUUGAUGGUAGAAAGAAUGCGAUGCCGGAACAACCAAGUAGUUUUGGACCAAUCCGGGAACCGAUUUUGCACUGGAGAUGCCGACAUAGGUACGUAGUACUUGCCCCAGAUCUUGAUGUGAUCCCAUCGACUGGCGGGAAGCGUUAGCGGCG